Camelina sativa (false flax) is the source of this 1372-nucleotide messenger RNA. RefSeq lists its product as uncharacterized. Gene Ontology annotation, molecular function: protein binding. NCBI's taxonomy places the organism in Eukaryota, Viridiplantae, Streptophyta, Magnoliopsida, Brassicales, Brassicaceae. The record is from RefSeq and is a predicted model, not a curated record.
ACCUAAUUAAAUUAUUAUUAACUAAUCAGAUAGAGAGAGAUACAUACAAUACAACUCGCCACUGAAAUCAAAUCGACGAAGCAGAGGAAGGUUCAUAGUGUAUCUAAAUCCUGAGGUCUUAUUAUUAUUACGCUUCCCUUCACCAUUAUUGAUUUCUCCCUCUUCUUCGGCCUCUCUGGAUCUCUCUUUCUGGAAUCUCUCUCGUCGGCAGUUUAUCUGAAUCUACGGACGGAGUAUGGCAUCGGUGGUGACGGCGACGGCUACAGGCAAGGUGGAGAAAGGGCAUCAGCUCUACAGAGAAGGCAAGUACAGGGAGGCUCUUCUCUUCUAUACGGAGGCUCUUACAGCUGCUAAGCCCAAACCCCAGAAGAUCGCUCUUCACAGCAACCGCGCCGCUUGUUAUUUGAAAUUACACGACUUCAAUAAGGCAGCAGAAGAAUGCAGUUGGGUGCUUGAGCUUGAUCAGAAACACAGCGGAGCUUUGAUGCUGAGGGCUCAGACUUUAGUCACCCUUAAAGAAUACCAAUCUGCUCUUUUUGAUGUCACCAGGCUUUUGGAGUUGAACCCUGAUUCCGAGGUUUAUCUCAACCUCGAGUCUCGCUUGAGGACUCAGUUGCCCCUUGCUCCAAUUCCUGAAUCUGAAGAAGAGUUUGAACAAGACGAAGAACAAGAGAGUGACGACGUUGAACAAGACACAGCUGAGAAGAAAUAUAGACAAGUUGAGCGGGCUCUCCAUGAGAGAAGAGAUAAGAGGUUUGACUCUGUAGUUGCCAUCAGAAAAGAUCUAGAGACUACUCUAAACAAGGUGGAAGUUGUAGCACCUAAAACUCCAGAGGUUAGAGAUCAGAACUGCAAGGAAGUGCCCUUGUCUGGAAAGCAGCAAUCUAAUGCGUGGCAAGCCAUACCUAAGCCUAAGGGUCAUUCAACACUCGAUUACGCCCGUUGGGAUUCAGUUGAAGAUGGAUCCAGCGAAGAAGAUGACGAUGACGACAGUGAUGACAGUGAUGAGUCUCCACCCCAGUACAGAUUCCGUGUAAAAACCGUUGGGGUGCGUCCUGUGAAAUGAAUAUAUAGUGUAGAUAGGAUUCAUGUGAUGGUUUCUUUCAUCCUGCAUAUUGUUGCACAGAAGAGCUGGCCAAAAAAAGUAUUAGAGACAAAAGAGGACUAGUGUUACCAAAGCUGACUAGCCAUGUUUUAUAUUUGCCUCAUCUGCAAUUGGCUUCAGAGGUCGGUCACCAUGCAUGUAUCAGUGUACUUGUGUCUAUUUAUACAUUAAAACAUACAGAGUUUAGAUAAGAGUUACGCAAUACAAGAGACCAUCUUCAAAUCAAAUGGUGUGUUCUAUUUUUUAAUGAAAUCUUUCUUUGCCUCA